AUGCUUGCACGAACCCUGAGAGCAUCAUCACGCUUGAUCUGUUCGCCUGUCGUUCUUGCCCGUCAGGGCUCCACUGCUACUGCUGGUCCUGGCCCGCACCCUGAUCCCUCUACAAUCAAGCUGGUCGAAUACCCCAACGACACGCCAGCUAUCAACGCGCAGUUCCUUUCACCGCAUGAGAAGUACUGGGACCAGCAGGGACGCCGUAACUUCGGUGAGCCGCUCCACGAGGAAGCCGAUGUCUUGAACAUUUUCACCCCCGAUAUCCACACCGUGGUUACUCCGCGAAAGGCCUUGGCGCUUCAAGCUGGCUUUGCGAUGAUUUUCGUUACCAUUGCGGGACUUGUUUACCUGACGUGGGAUGGACCUCCGAUGGUGCGCAGGAAGUACCCUUACGGCGGUUUGGAGAGAGAAUUGGGUGGUUUGCCAGGUGACGAGUUCCCUCGGGCGGCUAGGAUUGACGAGUCUGCGUGA
Messenger RNA from Saitoella complicata NRRL Y-17804, 474 nucleotides. RefSeq lists its product as uncharacterized. Gene Ontology annotation, cellular component: mitochondrion. The record is from RefSeq and is a predicted model, not a curated record. Bases 1 to 474 code for a protein of 157 amino acids. Lineage: Eukaryota; Fungi; Ascomycota; Saitoellomycetes; Saitoellales; Saitoellaceae. The transcript has 3 exons.